AUGGGAAAUCAACAGACGCAUCGUCAUCGAAAUCGCAUUACACCUUUACAACAAGACAAUAUUGCUUCUACUACAUCUAAUAUUAUCCCUCUCGACAGUGAAAAUAGCUUUAUUAUUUGGUUAGAAAUACCUUUAAAAAACCGUACCAAUCAUGGUGAGUCUGUAGAAUUAAGGCAUCGUUUACGCCAAGUAUUUCCUCAUAUUCAAUCAUUCUGUGAUUUUCAAACAUGUAUUAAUCACAUAAAGAAUGCAAGAUUGAAUUGUGAUCAACGAUUUAUUUUGAUAUUCAGUGGUUUAAUAGCCCGUUCACGUGUGAUGUCUUUCUAUAAUAUACCAUCCGUUGCAUUAAUUUAUUUUUGCGUAUAUUCUGAAAAUGAUUUAUUUUACAAUUGGAUUAAUUGUAACAACAACAAAAUUCGUGGUCUUUUCAAUAACAUUGAUUCAUUAUAUAAUCAGCUAAUAAAUGAUGUGCGAGUGGAUAAUUAUAAAGUAUUCUUAUCUUUGCCAAUAACGGUUUUCAGCAAUGAUGGUGCAGAAACAUCGACACGCACGAUAAAUGCUGAUUAUUUAUGGUUACAAUUAUUGAUUGAAAUGAUAAUAAAUAUGAAUCAUACAGAGCAAGCGAAAGAACAAAUGUUUAAAUUAUGUUUCUUGCAUUAUCAAAAUGAUGCGAAUGGUCUAAAAGCACUUGAGAAAUUUCGUUCAACCUAUAUGUCUGAUCAAGCUAUUUGUUGGUAUACAGCUGAUUCUUUCAUGUAUCGUCUAUUGAAUAAAGCUCUUCGCUAUCCCGAAAAUUUCGACAAUGUUUUUAAAUUUCGAUAUUUUAUUGCUGAUUUACAUCGUCAAUUGAAAACAAUACACCAUAAUUUUUCAGCAAAAAUUGUCUAUCGUGGACAAAUGAUAAGCGCACAAGAAUUAAAUAUGUUCAAGGAGAACUGUGGUAAAUGUAUAUCGGUCAAUACCUUUUUGUCAACGACUUUUGAUGAAGAAGUAGCAAAAUUGUAUGCUGGCAAUGGACAGCAACGACCAAAACUAGAAUCAGUUUUAUUUGUCAUUCAUAUAAAUGAUACGAUUCCAAAUAACAAACCGUUUGCUUCAAUCAAAGAUUAUACAAAAAUUAAUUGCCGGUACAAAUAUUUGGAAAAUCGAAUUGAAAUUGACAAGUAUCGAAAAUCAACAUGUCGUCAAAUUGAUGAAUCAUUUUUUGGAUGA
This is a messenger RNA of Rotaria sordida, 1212 nucleotides long. The record is from the annotation of a GenBank genome assembly. Lineage: Eukaryota; Metazoa; Rotifera; Eurotatoria; Philodinida; Philodinidae.